Molecule: messenger RNA, 2115 nt
Organism: Mesorhabditis belari
Lineage: Eukaryota; Metazoa; Nematoda; Chromadorea; Rhabditida; Rhabditidae
Source: the annotation of a GenBank genome assembly
AUGCUUUCUCAACUUAUCCUAUAUCUUCUGGUAGCUGUGUCCACAGUGGCCUCUACACUGUCCGCGUGUACGAAAUGCCCGGCUGGAGGCUUUUGGUCGAACUGGAAAGACUACACGAGCUGCUCGGACACCUGUGGGUUGAACGGGCAAAAGGUGCAGACAAGAACGUGCACUUCGUGGUCCAAGGGAUGUCCGUGCUCUGGCCUCGCAUCACGAGUUCUUCCAUGUGCACCUGCUGCGUGCGUUGCCCCACGACCUUCUUGUAAAUCCCCCUACACACAAUACACAAACAGUGCCACGGGCCAGAAACUUUGCGGAAACGUGUCAAGAACGGACAACUAUGUGGCGCCGACAUGUGCCCUAACAAAAGUGUUCGAUACAUGCCCGUGUCCAGCAGCUGGUCUCUGGACCGAGUGGUCCAACGUUGGCUCGUGCAACGCCACUUGUGGUCUUUGCGGAACCGUCACACAAACGAGAACGUGUCGAUCGUCGUCCUAUGGCUGUCCAUGCCCCGGAGCGAAAACCCAAAAUGUCCACUGUCAGAAAGCGCCAUGUGCCGGAAACACGUGCUGUAACGGGAACAAAGUGGUGAAAAUCUUGGGAACAAAUCCGGUUGUAUACCAAUGUGGAAUGCAGCUGCCACCCUAUGAACUACUCCCACUGCCUACAUGCCCGCAGACGACAACCAAAGCCACAACAAAGGCAACCACAGCUCCGAAAAAUUGCAAAUCGUGCACGUUGGCUCAAUUGAACGCGUUGAACGGAAACGGAAAUGGUUUCUACACUCAAGGAGCAGUUAUAGUUGAUGGUGUGACUGGUUGUAACAUCUGUGGUUGGAGCUGUAACACGACCACUUCGAUGGUCAACUUCAAAGUCGUGGGAACUGAUCUGACGACGGUGAUCGUCAACGACAAUACUCAUUGUGGCUAUAUCAACAACGACAAUGAUGGACGCUAUCAGUGCUCGGCGACUGGUGUGUGGCAAUUCAGGACGAAUGCUGGUGUGCUGACAAACAUGGGCAAGUACACGUGCUCAAAGGGUGCCGCUUGCACAACAACCACAAAAACGACAACAAAAGCAACAACCACCACAAAAGCAACAACCACAACAAAAGCAACCACCACCGCGAAAAAUUGCAAUUCGUGUACGUUGGCCGAACUAAACGCGUUGAAUGGAAAUGGAGACGGUUUCUAUAUUCAAGGAGACAUCCAAGUUGAUGGUGUGUCGGGUUGUAACAUCUGUGGUUGGAGCUGUAACACGACCACUUCGAUGGUUAACUACAAAGUCCUGGGCACUGAUAUGUCGACAGUGAUUGUCGAUGACAACACACAUUGUGGCUAUAUCAACAACGAUAAUGACGGACGGUAUGAAUGCUCGAACACUGGUGUGUGGCAAUUCAAAACGUCUGCUGGUGUGUCAACCGAUAUGGGCAAGUACACGUGCUCAAAGGGUGUCCCUUGCUGUCAAUCAUGUACUUUGGCACAGCUGAAUGCGUUGAAUGGAAAUGGAGACGGUUUCUAUACUCAAGGAGGUGUCAUCGUGGACGGCAUCUCGAACUGCAACAUUUGCGGUUGGAGCUGUAACACGACCACUUCGAUGGUCAACUAUGAAGUCCUGGGCACCGAUAUGUCAACAGUGAUCGCCAACGACAACACACAUUGUGGCUAUAUCAAUAACGAUAAUGACGGACGGUACCAAUGCUCGGACACUGGUGUGUGGCAAUUCAAAACGGCUGCUGGUGUGUCAACCGAUAUGGGCAAGUACACGUGCUCAAAGGGUGUCCCUUGCUGUCAAUCAUGUACUUUGGCACAGCUGAAUGCGUUGAAUGGAAAUGGAGACGGUUUCUAUGUUCAAGGAAAUGUCAUCGUGGACGGCAUCUCGAACUGCAACAUUUGCGGUUGGAGCUGUAACACGACUACUUCGAUGGUUAACUACCAAGUCUUGGGCACAGAUAUGACAACAGUGAUCGCCAAUGACGACACACAUUGUGGCUAUAUCAACAACGACAAUGAUGGACGAUAUCAAUGCUCAAGCAAUGGUGCCUGGCAAUUCAUGACGGCCGCUGGUGAAUACACAGAUAUGGGCAAGUACACAUGCUCCAAAGGUGCCUCUUGC